Owenia fusiformis is the source of this 1507-nucleotide messenger RNA. NCBI's taxonomy places the organism in Eukaryota, Metazoa, Annelida, Polychaeta, Sabellida, Oweniidae. The record is from the annotation of a GenBank genome assembly.
UUGACAAACUAACAAGAGGAUUAACUUCCGAUAGAAUACUAUUUAGGUAUCGGCAAUCUAGACACGUUCGAGAGAAUAUUAGUUGCGAUCUGAAGAGACGGACUCAAUUUAGAUCUAGAUGACAAGAUUGCGUGCGAUGACAGGAAUUCAGCUUGUGUUCCUUGCAGUUUUUGCUUCUACUUCGGCACGAUACAUUCCCUCUGACAGUGAAGUAUUUCCACCUGAAUUUUGGGAUUCCCAGACGUCAAAAAGGGAUGUGUUGCGUUUUCCUUAUUGGAAAUCGUGGGCUUCAAAUCCAGAAGCUGAGAACAUUUUUCCUCCGGAAUACUGGAGGGAUGCGAAUCAAAUAAAACGCGCUGUUUUCCCACCGGAAUUUUGGGAUAAUAUAGAUGCAAGCAAAAGAUCAGUUUUCCCGCCAGAAUUUUGGGAAAGCGUAAAUACUGAAAAAAGAUCUGUUUUUCCACCAGAAUUUUGGGAAAGCGUAAAUGCCGAAAAAAGAUCUGCAUUCCCACCAGAAUUUUGGGGAAAUUUAGAAGCUGAAAAAAGAGCAGUUUUCCCUCCAGAAUAUUGGAAGAAUGAAAAGCGGGCGUUCCCGGCAUGGAAGCAAACAUACCCUGGUAAACGUGGUGUAUUCCCACCUGAAUAUUACGACGAUGGAGUCUAUCAGAAAAGAUCUAUACCCUCGUGGAAACAAAUUUCGCCCGGAAAACGUAUGGCUUUUCCACCUGAAUUUUGGGAUAAUGAAUAUGAGAACAAGAGAGCGUUUCCUUAUUGGAAACAAACGGUGCCAAGUAUUAAGCGUGCCGUAUUCCCUCCAGGCUAUUGGAAAAUGGACGAAGACACAAAGCGAGCUACUCCGUAUUGGAAACAAACUUUUCCGGGAAAGCGUGAAAGCGGCGUCUUCCCUCCAGAGAUGUGGGAGAAUAUUGGACAACAGAAACGAAUGAUUUUCCCAGAUGAAUAUUCCAAAGAUCAAUCAGUUAAACGAUCUAUGGAAAAGAUUUUCCCUGAUGAUUACUGGCAAGGUACUAGCCAAGAGAAACGGACAAUAUUUCCUAAUGAAUACUGGCAAUCAAAUUUCCCAAAUAAGCGGAAAAUUCCAGGACUUGAUAUUCCCAUUUAUGCGUCCCCAAGGCUCUCUCAUCAAGACAUGUUACGCUUUAUUAAGAAAUAGAUGAAUGUUUCGUGUUCGAUUCUACAAUUAUCAUUGAAGUUUGGAUAACUCAAUUUUGGUAGAUAGAGAUGAUGUUACAUAUGAAUGCCAUAGUUUCAUUAUGAACGCAAUAUGUGUAUCAAUAAUAGCUUCAUGUACGUUGUGUCCGAGUUAAGUAGUUCUUAGUUCAACGUUUGACUAGUCAGCCAUAACGUACGCAAAUAAUUGUAUAUUAGAGUCACAGGCUCGUAUCGAAAGAUUUGUCCGCUGUGUGCAUGCUAUUUUUCAUAAAAAUACUAAGAAUACUUCACAAUUUAUUUUUUAACUCAUAUGUUUCGUUAUAUCAAAGGCAAU